Messenger RNA from Sciurus carolinensis (gray squirrel), 5011 nucleotides. It is a transcript of the gene Elmo2, whose product is annotated as engulfment and cell motility 2. Lineage: Eukaryota; Metazoa; Chordata; Mammalia; Rodentia; Sciuridae. The record is from RefSeq and is a predicted model, not a curated record. Gene Ontology annotation, biological process: cell motility; actin filament organization. The transcript is spliced from 21 exons. Bases 1177 to 3339 code for a protein of 720 amino acids.
UCGACUUCAAGUUCUGUCUCCCCUUUGGCACUUAGUGGCUGGGUGUUCUUGGCUUAACUGAACUCUGAGCUUUACUUUCAUCAUCUUCAAAUGGGGAUAAUAACCCUAUUCUGCCUACUGCAUGGGCUUCUGAGAAUACUCAACAAAAUAAUUAAAAGCAUUCCGAAAACCAUCUAUUUCACAUGGUCAAGUCUUGCAAAUGCUGAUGUAACCACUGACUUCUGAAGUAGCCCACCCUGGUCAGGAAAUGGCUGUGAAAACUUCCAUCUUUCUGAGGCCUGUAGAUGUGUAAGUGAUGGAGUUUUACUCCUUUUCACCAGGGAGGUUUGGAUGUACUAGGCUGUGAGAACCAUCAUCUGUGUUUGGGCUGAAAAUUUGAUAGCAUACAUGAAUAACAGCUUAGCAACAGCUAUGCUGCAUGUACCAGGAGAGGCGGGUGGUCCCCAUUAGUGAGGCAUGAAUUGAGGGUGAGUGUCUCAACCUUGAGAUGCAGAAAGGUCGUUUUCAUUAAGAGAGCGGCCUCUCCUGAACCUUUAGGCAGGCAGUGUAAAUAUACGUUGAAAUAAUCCAUCAGCCGAGUGACUUCCCUUCGUCAGACCUUGGAGAGAGAUUCUAGCUACUGCUUAGAAUACCACUAAGCGAUCAGAGUUGCCUAGGAUACCAGUCACAUGGGCCCAUCUCCCAGACUUGCUCAAAAUGAUUUAUUUUCCUUUAUUUUAGAGAGAAGUGGGGGAGGGGUCAGAGAGUCUUCCAAACCUUUGUCCUCCUAUAGAAGGGCCUUUGUGUGAAAGCAUCCUUACCACUUCCCUGUGCCUAAGCCCUCAGCAGCCCUUGCCCUUGGCAGUGGGGACUAAAAUAGCAUUUCCUGUCCCAGUUCUCUUCCCCAUUUUCUGAAUUCUGCAUCAUCCUACGCAGAGGAGGCUCCACAUUGUGUCCUUUGAGGGUGAUGGAGUGGCAACAAUAAGUAGCAAGGAGACCAGAGAGUUUGUGGUUGGGCCCUGCUGAACUGGGAUCUUUCUAGGAUGGCUGCCGAACGGAAGUAGACUGGCUUCUUCAGCUAACCACUCAACCAUGAGGAUUCUGUCUUUUCAGAUCUGUCUUGGAGUAUGUGCGUCUCCCUCCCAAGGCAGCUGUGUCUGUGUGUGCAUCUUGAAGAAGUAGAGCUCACUGGAAAGGAUGCCACCACCAUCUGACAUUGUCAAGGUGGCCAUCGAGUGGCCAGGUGCUAAUGCCCAGCUUCUUGAAAUUGACCAGAAACGGCCCCUGGCCUCCAUCAUUAAGGAGGUCUGUGAUGGGUGGUCGUUGCCUAACCCAGAGUACUACACCCUGCGAUAUGCAGACGGUCCCCAGCUCUACAUCACGGAACAGACUCGCAGUGACAUUAAGAAUGGGACAAUCUUACAAUUGGCUAUAUCCCCGUCCCGGGCUGCACGCCAGCUGAUGGAGAGGACCCAGUCAUCCAACAUGGAGACCCGACUGGAUGCCAUGAAGGAACUGGCCAAGCUCUCAGCUGAUGUGACUUUUGCUACUGAGUUCAUCAACAUGGAUGGCAUCGUUGUGCUGACGAGGCUUGUGGAAAGUGGGACCAAGCUCUUGUCUCACUACAGUGAGAUGCUGGCAUUCACCCUGACUGCCUUCUUAGAGCUCAUGGACCAUGGCAUUGUCUCCUGGGACAUGGUUUCAGUCACCUUUAUUAAGCAGAUUGCAGGGUAUGUGAGCCAGCCCAUGGUGGAUGUGUCAAUCCUUCAGAGGUCCCUGGCCAUCCUGGAGAGCAUGGUCUUGAACAGCCAGAGUCUCUACCAGAAGAUAGCAGAGGAAAUCACCGUUGGACAACUCAUCUCGCACCUGCAGGUCUCCAACCAGGAGAUUCAGACCUACGCCAUCGCACUGAUUAACGCACUUUUUCUGAAGGCUCCUGAGGACAAACGACAGGAUAUGGCCAAUGCAUUUGCGCAGAAGCACCUUCGAUCCAUAAUCCUGAAUCAUGUGAUCCGAGGGAACCGCCCAAUCAAAACGGAGAUGGCCCAUCAACUCUAUGUCCUUCAAGUCCUGACCUUUAACCUUCUGGAAGAAAGGAUGAUGACCAAGAUGGACCCUAAUGACCAGGCUCAAAGAGAUAUUAUAUUUGAACUAAGGAGGAUAGCCUUCGAUGCCGAGUCUGACCCUAGCAGUGUUCCUGGGAGUGGGACCGAAAAACGCAAAGCCAUGUACACCAAGGACUACAAAAUGUUGGGAUUUACUAACCAUAUCAACCCAGCCUUGGACUUUACCCAGACUCCUCCUGGAAUGCUGGCCUUGGACAACAUGCUGUACUUGGCUAAAGUUCACCAGGACACCUACAUCCGGAUUGUCUUGGAGAACAGCAGCCGAGAAGACAAACAUGAAUGCCCCUUUGGCCGUAGUGCUAUUGAACUCACCAAAAUGCUCUGUGAAAUCCUGCAGGUUGGGGAACUGCCAAAUGAAGGGCGCAAUGACUACCACCCGAUGUUCUUUACCCAUGACCGAGCAUUUGAAGAGCUCUUUGGAAUUUGCAUCCAGCUGUUGAACAAGACCUGGAAGGAGAUGAGGGCAACAGCAGAGGACUUCAACAAGGUUAUGCAAGUGGUCCGAGAGCAGAUCACUCGAGCUUUGCCCUCCAAACCCAACUCCUUGGAUCAGUUCAAGAGCAAACUGCGUAGCCUAAGCUACUCUGAGAUCCUAAGACUGCGCCAGUCUGAGAGGAUGAGUCAGGAUGACUUCCAGUCCCCACCGAUUGUGGAGCUGAGGGAGAAGAUCCAGCCUGAGAUCCUUGAGCUGAUCAAGCAGCAGCGCCUGAACAGGCUCUGUGAGGGCAGCAGCUUCCGAAAAAUCGGAAAUCGCCGAAGGCAAGAACGGUUCUGGUACUGCCGUUUAGCACUGAACCACAAGGUCCUGCACUAUGGUGACUUGGAUGACAACCCUCAAGGAGAGGUGACAUUUGAAUCCCUGCAGGAGAAAAUUCCUGUUGCAGACAUUAAGGCCAUCGUCACUGGGAAAGAUUGUCCGCACAUGAAAGAGAAAAGUGCUCUGAAACAGAACAAGGAGGUGUUGGAACUGGCCUUCUCCAUCCUGUAUGACCCUGAUGAGACCUUGAACUUCAUCGCUCCUAAUAAAUAUGAGUACUGCAUCUGGAUUGAUGGCCUCAGUGCCCUUCUAGGUAAGGACAUGUCCAGUGAGCUGACCAAAAGUGACCUGGAUACCCUGCUGAGCAUGGAAAUGAAGCUGCGGCUCCUGGACCUGGAGAACAUCCAGAUCCCCGAAGCACCGCCACCAGUCCCCAAGGAGCCCAGCAGCUAUGACUUCGUCUAUCAUUACGGCUGAGCCUGGAGCCAGACGACAGUACCCAGGAGGGAUUUGGGCCCAGGAGAGACACUCAGCUCUGGUGCCUUGUCUUUUGCUUGUACAGAAACUACAGUGACGGUGGUGGCCAGUAAAUGCCAGCCACUCCUCAAACCCACCUCAGACCACCCAGAGCUUCCUCCUGGUCCCUGUCCAUAGGAGUCAUGGAGGCCGGGUGCUUGCCUUCCCAUCACCACGAAGCCUGGGAUUGGGCCAUGAGGAAUGAAUGAUAGGUGCCCUUGCCUUCCAGCCUAGAAACUGUGUCUUGAACUGGGCUUAACAGCAGCUACCCACCUUUCCUUCCUGAGCCUGCUCUUGUUGGCGGGAUCCCAUAUGAGCCAGAGAUGGCUCAGGAAAAGCUGCCUGCAGAGGACAGGUGAACCGGGCAUGUUGAGAGCCUUGGAGUGGCUCCCUGUGGGUGGAUUUGAAUGUGGGCCUUGGGCCUUUGCUUUGUCUUCACGAGGGCUCACUCCAGCCUCAUCCGGUGCCAAGAUGCUGCUGCUUCUGAGGUUUGACUCUGACAUCUCUGGUCUCCAGAGCUAUCAGAUCUCUCUUGUCCAUGCAGGCAUCAGGACAGAUGGAAGUUUCUCCAUACAAGCUCUCAGUCUCAUCCUGGCCAGGCAGAGACCUCCAAGUCCUGCCCUCUUAGUCUCCAGGAACACUGCAGGGAAAGCCCCGUUAAGGCCUAGGCCUAGACUGUGGUGAUGUCACAGGAUUCCACCUGGUCACCCCUACAUUUGUAUCUUUUCCUUCCUGGGGAAAUCUCGCAUUGGCUUGAGCUGCAGCCCCUCCGGUUUGUUUUCCCUUGGCCUUCCAGACUAGGAAGUUUGCCUCUCCUUCUCUCCCUUCCUAGUGCUGUGGUUUCUGCCAUUGGCCAUGAUUUCAAGGGAGCUGGCUGGGGUCAGCCAAGGCCACAGCUGUGCCAUGGGGCUUCCCUGGUGCUUCAGCACUUGAACCACAUGCACAUCCUCUCCCCCUGGGCCUGUUAACACAGUGGCAUUCAGUAUUGAUACCCCGGCAUGGUAGGUACUACCCAAUGAAGAGCGUACUAUAUAUUUUCUUUACUAUAGGCCAUACUUAUACAGAACAUGUAUAUAUAUUUAUAUAAGAUCUACCUAUCCUAGGACAGAAUGUUUGCAGGGCAGUAAAAUGGGAAAAAAGUAACACUCCCAAUCAUGAGCCAAGAGCAACCAGAGAACAGCCAGGAGCUUCCUGUCAGUAACCAGGUUUUCAAUAAAUACUCUUUGAUGUACAAAUUGUGGUUCCUGUUAACAGCUGUUUCCCUGCCCAAGGGUGGAGUCACCUUGGCAGUCUUCAUUUUAGUAUACCUGGGAGACUAGAGAACUCCAGCUGGAGCCAUUAGCUACCUUCCAAGAGCCCCUUCCUCUUCCAGACACCCCCACCACACGGCACACACCUGCUGGUGAAGAAUGCUCACAGAUUGUUGUACUGGGACAGUGUUUCCUUCUCAGGCUUGCUGGGUACAGCAGGGAAAGGCAUUCUGUACACCCCCAUGAACACAUCCUGCCUCUUGCCCCGUCAGGGAACAGUGUGAGCCCUCAUGCCUUACACAGAGGUCCUUCACCCUGUGUCGCCUGCGCUUAGUGCCCAGCCUUCCAGCUGGUGUUCAAGGCUGUUGCUCCAGUCCACAGCC